UGAGCAAAGCCCUCAGUGCAAACUCUAAGGCUCUGUGAAGGAAAUCAUUCUUCUUAUGAAUGUGACACACACUCUCUUCAGUUUCCAUAUGCUGAGGUUAUACUUCUUCAUCAGUUUGAUGUGCUUGGUGAGAUCAGCCACAGAUGAAACAUGCCCUUCUUUCACGAGACUGAGCUUUCACAGUGCAGUGGUUGGUACAGGACUAAAUGUGAAGUUGAUGCUCUAUACAAGGAGAAACCGGACCUGUGCACAAGCUGUCGACUCUGCAGUUUUGGGGAACUUGAAUGUGACCAAGAGAACCACCUUCAUCAUCCAUGGAUUCAGGCCAACAGGCUCCCCUCCAGUUUGGAUAGGGGACUUAGUAGAGGGAUUGCUGUCUGUAGAGGACAUGAACGUGGUCGUUGUUGAUUGGAAUCGAGGAGCCACAACUAUAAUAUAUACCCACGCCUCCAAUAAGACCAGAAAAGUAGCAAUAAUCUUGAAAGAAUUUAUCGACAAAAUGUUGGCAGAAGGAGCUUCUCUUGAUGACAUUUACAUGAUUGGAGUAAGUCUAGGAGCCCAUAUAUCUGGGUUUGUUGGAAAGAUGUUUGAUGGGCAGCUGGGAAGAAUUACAGGUCUCGAUCCCGCGGGCCCUUUAUUCAACGGGAGACCUCCCGAGGACAGAUUAGAUCCCAGCGAUGCACAGUUUGUUGAUGUCAUCCAUUCUGACACUGACGCGUUGGGCUACAAGGAACCAUUAGGAAACAUAGACUUCUACCCAAAUGGAGGAUCAGAUCAACCUGGUUGCCCCCAAACAAUAUUUGGAGGACUUCAGUAUUUUAAGUGUGACCACCAGAGGUCUGUCUACCUGUACCUCUCUUCCUUGAGGGGGAACUGUACUAUCACUGCAUAUCCCUGUGAUUCCUACCAGGAUUACAGGAAUGGCAAGUGUGUCAACUGCGGUACACCACAGACGGAGUCCUGUCCACUUCUCGGCUAUUAUGCUGAUAACUGGAAAGACUAUUUAAGGAAGAAAGAUCCUCCUAUGACUAAAGCGUUCUUUGACACAGCCGAGCAGAAACCGUUCUGCAUAUAUCAUUAUUUUGUUGAUAUUAUAACUUGGAACAAGAACAUAAGAAGAGGGUCCAUUACAAUCAAAUUGAGAGACAAAGCUGGAAACACCACAGAAUCCAAAAUCGAUCAUGAACCUGCAAUAUUUCAGAAAUACCACCAAGUGAGUCUGCUUGCAAGAUUUAAUCAAGAUCUGGAUCAAGUGGCAACCAUUUCCUUGGUGUUCUCUACAGGAUCUAUAGUAGGCCCAAAGUACAAACUCAGGAUUCUCCGAAUGAAAUUAAGGUCACUUGCCAAUCCAGAGAGGCCUCAGCUGUGUCGGUAUGAUCUUAUACUAAUGGAAAACACUGAAACAGUCUUCCAACCUAUUCUUUGCCCAAAGUCGCAGAUGUAACUAUCGUCAGGACAUGUGGGCACCAGCAACAUCAAGAAAGCUAUGGCAGGCUUUUUUAAA
Molecule: messenger RNA, 1504 nt
Organism: Pteropus alecto (black flying fox)
Lineage: Eukaryota; Metazoa; Chordata; Mammalia; Chiroptera; Pteropodidae
Gene: LIPH
Product: lipase H
Exons: 10
Coding region: 56-1444 (462 amino acids)
Biological process (GO): lipid metabolic process
Molecular function (GO): lipase activity; carboxylic ester hydrolase activity
Source: RefSeq, a predicted model, not a curated record